Molecule: messenger RNA, 348 nt
Organism: Phytophthora sojae
Lineage: Eukaryota; Oomycota; Peronosporomycetes; Peronosporales; Peronosporaceae
Exons: 2
Coding region: 1-348 (115 amino acids)
Biological process (GO): proteolysis
Molecular function (GO): cysteine-type peptidase activity
Source: RefSeq, a predicted model, not a curated record
AUGAAUCGCGUGUUGCCUUUGAACGUGAAGGCCCCGCUCCAAGAAAACGGCUAUGACUGCGGCGUUUACGUGCUGAAGUUCGCCGAGGUGAUGCUGAAAAACUGCCUGGAGCUGGGUCUGCUGGCUCAAAACGACGGCGUGAUCGGCAAGGACGUGACGGAUAGCCAUCUCGAGGCUGUGAUCACAUCCAGCGCCUUCUCAGCUGACGACAUCACGGCGACCCGGAAGCAGAUCCAGCAGUACAUCGAGGCGGACGCGAGCCGGUACGAAGUGCUCAAGAAGGAGAAGGGCAAGGCGAAGGCCUCGCUCGCUGAAAGAGUAACUUCGACUGGGGAUGUACUAGUUUAG